AUAAGACCCCCUCCCCUUGUUCACACUGAUCUCCUAAAACCGCAUGCCAAUCCACAAUUCAGCACUCUGCUGCAACUUGUAAAUAUUUGAUCGGAUUAGAUUUGACCAUAUGGAGAAAGAAAAGAACACUGAACAGAAGCCCGAAGAAGAUGAAGAAGAAGAAUUGGAGUUCAUUCUCUUUCAAGUAUCAGAAUGUUAUGUUUACUUGAUUCCUCCCAGAAUAAGUGCAGCUUCAUACAGGGCUGAUGAGUGGGAUGUGAACAAGUGGGCAUGGCAGGGUGCACUAAAGGUUAUAAGCAAAGGAGAAGAAUGCAUAAUCAGGCUCGAAGACAAGGCAACUGGUGUGUUGCCUUUAAAGAAAAAUGAUAUAUCUAUUAGAAAUAUUUGCUGUGUUCAUCAAUAUCUUCUUAUUUGGGAUUCUCCAUUCGUCUCAUAGUUAUCUUCUUAUUUGGGAUUUAAACGAUUUUUAAUAAAGUAGAACAUGCGUGGUUGUUGUUUGAGUAGAGGAAGGAGAAAUAAUAUGGACCACGCAAUCUUUUUCUUCAAAAGAAAGUGGAAGAAUUUUUUGGACAGUUCAAAUAGGAAAGUAGGAAAAGAUAAUUAUGAGACGGAGGGAGUAUCAGUUAUGCCCAAUUGUUGAUAUGUUGAAAAUAGGUGAGCUUUAUGCCCGGGCUUUUCUGCGAGAUGGAGAGCCUCAUCCAGUAGAGCCUGUGAUUGAUAGUAGCAGGUACUUUGUUCUUCGGAUUGAAGAGAACAUUGGUGGUCGCCUAAGGCAUGCUUUUGUUGGCAUUGGAUUCCGGGAGAGACCCGAAGCUUAUGAUUUCCAAGCUGCCCUUCAUGAUCAUAUGAAGUACCUAAAUAAGAAGAAAACUGCUGAAGAGAUGGAACAACAAUUCCAGAAAACGUCGUCAGUUGAUUACAGUUUGAAAGAAGGGGAAACUAUAGUGCUUCAAAUAAAAAAUAAAGUUGGAAGUGGUGGGAUAAAGUCAAAGUUCUUUGAACAAGGAUUGAACAAUCUGUCGUUGGAGGAAAAAGGCAACCAAAAAGAAAGCCCGGUUUUACUCAAACCCCCACCCCCACCUCCAACACCCAUUGCUACCGCGGAGAAUUCUCCCACCGGGUCGCCGCACAAGUUAAGUCUUGACCAGAUUUCAGCAGCCAGGACCAUUGAGUGUCAAUCAGGGACGCCUGAAACUGAAAGCAUUAAACCACCGGUUGUUGAAGACGAUGAUUUUGGUGAUUUUCAAGCAGCUGGGUAAUAAUAUUGUAUUGAAAUGUUUAAAGCUAUUCAAAUUUGCGGAGUGCCUUAUACAUACAGAGAGAGGGAGAGUACAUAAUAUCAUGUGUUGGCAGAAAGCAUUUCUUGUUUAAACUAAUAUCUGAUGUUGAUGUUGUUACUUGGUAUGAAAUUCAAUGCCUUGUAUGGAGUUUUUUUCUUCUCUUGGGUUUAAAAAAGUUUCUUUAUUUGA
Molecule: messenger RNA, 1469 nt
Organism: Cuscuta campestris
Lineage: Eukaryota; Viridiplantae; Streptophyta; Magnoliopsida; Solanales; Convolvulaceae
Source: the annotation of a GenBank genome assembly